CUCCCCCGCCGGCCAGGGCCAGGCAGCGGCAGCUACGGCCGCAAAGUUCUUCCCCCGCGGCCCGGCCGGCAGCCACUGUGCGGCGGGCUCCCGGCGGAAGAUGGCGGGGCGACGCUGCCCCCCGUCCGCGCUGCUGCUGCUGCUGGCGGCCGCCCUGGCCGGGGCGCAGCCCGGCGGCCUCUACUCGCCCGGCGACGCGCUGGUGCUGCUGCAGGUGGACACGCUGGAGCGCAGAGUCCUCAACUCCAGCAGCGCCUGGCUCGUGGAGUUCUACGCCUCCUGGUGCGGCCACUGCGUCCACUUCGCCCCCACCUGGCGGGCGCUGGCCGCCGACAUCCAGGAAUGGAGCCCCGCGGUGAACCUCGGCGUCGUCAACUGUGCUGACGUAGCCAAUGAGAAAGCGUGCAAGAAGUUUGGGAUAACUGGGUUCCCAACGUUGAAGUUUUUCAAGGCCUUCUCCAAGAGCCCUGAGGACGGGACGAAGGUAUUCUAUCCUGGGGACAGCAUUCAGAACCUGAGGCAGAGCAUAAUCACCAACCUGGAGAUGCACAAGGAGACGUGGCCACCUGCCUGUCCACCACUGGAACCAGCCAGCAUAGAGGAGAUCCGUGGGUUCUUUCAAACAAACAAUGUCAUGUACCUGGCACUGAUCUUCGAGGCGAACGACUCCUUUGUGGGAAGAGAGGUGACGCUGGACAUGCUGCAGUACGAGAACGUCGCUGUCCGGAGAGUGCUGAGCAGCGAGGAGGAGCUAGUGAAGAAGUAUGGCGUGACUGCCUUCCCUUCCAGCUUCCUGCUCAUCAACAACGGGACCUUCAGCCGCAUCCCUGUGAAAAUGGAGGCGCGAUCCUUCUACACCUACUUCCUACGGAGGCUGCGUGGGGUCACGCGAGGCCCCUACGCGCCGACCAGCGCGCCAGACGCGCCGAUCAAGUCGACCCUCACCCCGCGGAGGCCUGCAGACCGCUCGAAGGUGUACAUGGCUGACCUGGAGUCCGCGCUGCACUAUGCCCUGCGGGUAGAGGUGGCCCGGUUCUCUGUCCUAACGGGAGAGCGCGUGAGGGCCCUGAAAGACUUUGUGGCAGUGCUGGCCAAGUAUUUUCCUGGCCGCCCCUUUGUCCAGAACUUCCUGCGCUCUGUGGACAGGUGGCUGAGGAACAUGAGAGAAUCAAGGAUUCCCUACAGUGCCUUGGAGCGGGUCUUGACCAACAGAAAAGAGGGUCAAGCCCCGGAAGUGCUGUCGAACAACAUAACGUGGGUGGGUUGCCAGGGAAGCAAACCUCAUUUCCGAGGCUACCCCUGCUCCCUCUGGACCCUCUUCCACCUCCUGACAGUGCAGGCGACUAGGUACCGCAGGCUGGGCACAGGCCCGCUCGAGGUCCUUGGCGCUAUGCGCGGCUACGUCUGGUCCUUCUUUGGCUGCCGGGAGUGCGCUCAGCACUUUGAGGGCAUGGCAGCGGAGUCCAUGGACAAAGUGAGAAGCGUGGACAGGGCAGUCCUCUGGCUUUGGUCAAGACACAACAGGGUCAACGCUCGACUGGCAGGUACCGAGACAGAGGACCCUGAAUUCCCCAAGCUGCAGUGGCCUCCCCCGGACCUGUGCCCUCUGUGUCACGGUGUGGUCAACGGGCGCCACGUGUGGGACGAGGCAGCCGUGCUGCGCUUCCUCAAGGCCCACUUCUCCCCGGCCAACAUCAUCUUAGACUACACGGAGCCUGAGAUGGUGCUGGUGGUCAGGCACAGCCGGGAGGCAAAGGAGGGAGCUGGAGAGAGGGCCAUGAGAGGGGAUGACGGGAGAGGGGAGGAGGAAGAGAGAGGGGAUAAUGGGAGAGGGGAGGAGGAAGAGGAGGACGAAGGAGAAGAAAGGAGACCAGGGGAACCAGAGGCCGCAGAGGUGGGAAUGGAGGUGGGUGGCUCGGAGAGACGAGGCUCCUCAGGGCCACGGAAACCAAGCAUCGUCCGGAUGAACCCCAAGACGCAGGAGCUGGAGGAGGACAUUGUGGACCUGGACUCCUUCAGUGAGCUGCACUACAAGAGCAAAGCCCUGAAGGCUGCGGCCGUGGCGGCCAACAAGCGGUGGCGGCUGAGCAAGAGGGACACCAUCCCGCUGCUGCUGGCGGACGACAGCCACCAGGACUUUGACUAUGCCGCGGCCUGGGAGCGCUUGAGGCGGCGGGGGCGGGGCUCCAAGCAGCUCAUCGGGGCCCUGGAGGAAGACGAAGGGGACGCCCUGAGGAGGAACCAUUGGUUCCGCAUGCUGGGAGUGGGCUUCUCCCGCCUGGACCUCAGCCUGUGCAUUGUCCUAUACUUCCUCUCCUCCAUGUGCCUGCUGGGCAUGUACACUUUCUUCCGCAUGCGCACGAGGCUCCGCAAGGGCCGCCCCGGCUUCCCCACGGCUUGAGGCUGGCGAGGGUGCUGGCGGGGUGGGGGUGAUGGUACAGGGCAAGUGCAAACGAUUCCUUCCGGGGCUCUGUGGCUGGAGGAGCAUCAGACUUUCUCCACCAGGGUUGCUAGGGCAGUGGGUGCAGCUGGACGGUUUCUGGAUCUCACCACUGCUGGCUGCACGGACAUGGGGCCGCCCAUCAGAUAGAUGUGGCAGGGUGUUCUUCAGGGAUCCAAGAGCCUUACCAAGCCACCCGAGCUCCUCAGAGACCUCAAGCGGAGCUGCUCUCGGGUCAGGGUGGAGGGCUGGAGGAUGGAGUGAACUGGGAGAGGUGGGGGGGAGUUCUAGCUGCCUCCCUGCUUACAGUAGCUCAGCCAUUAAUAAGGACUGGGGGGCCUCCUUUCUGGUCUGGGGCUGUGAGCAGUUUGCCUUUGAUCACUGGUGUCUCUCUGGGCUGAUUUAUCUGCCCUGGGCGCAACUUACCACCCCUCUGAAAGCGAGCUAGAGCUGCUGCGUAGAAGGUGGCCAGACCUGUUCUUGCUGAACUGGGUUCAAAACCUCUUCAGCGCACACCAGGCCUGCACUACAGCUCCAGCUACGCUAUCAGUUUUCCCCAUGUAGAACUAGCCCUUUGGGGUUAAACCACUAGAGUUGGGGCGGGGGAGGAGGGGGAAUUGGGACAGCCAGGCUUAGUUAAUAUAGGCGUUGGGCGGUGGAAGGAUCAGAUCGCUGUGGGGUCACUAAUGCUUCUUGUGUUUUGCGAUCGGUUGGGCCAAGAGUUAGAUCAGACUCCUUUCCAAAUUCCCACCGGUCAGACAGACCAACUGGUACCACUGAGUAGGGGGCCAGGAUGGCGUAGGGGUACUGCACAGCCUCUGCCCCCAUCUCUAGUCCAUCUCGGCUCAGCGGCGAUUGCCGUCUGGCAGCUGUUCCAUGCAGGGGGGUUGAGUGCAGCUCCAAGCGCAGCGGGAUCCCCGCCACAGAAAGCCCCCAGCAGUAACUGCACCCUUAGCGCUCUCAGCAGAGAAGGAAAGGGUUGAAUGGGCUCAGAUGCGACGCUCAUCACUUGCCUCUAGACGUGGUCAGGGUUAGGGGAUGCUGUGAGAGCUGGCACACCCAUCGCCACUGCAGUAGCUGGGCUUUCCCGCCUACGUGUCAGUCCUGCUCUGCGAGUUCUCAUCCUGAGUUGCAGCGGGAGGGCAGGGAAAGAGUGAAAACCUGAUCUGUCGGAGGCUGCCCCCUAAGUCCCAGGAGCAGUGAGGGCCCAGGGGUGCAAGGCUAGCAGAGGGAAUAGCACAGCUGCAUGCCCUGGUACUGUUUCCUGCUGCACCGUGGUGAAGGUGAAUCCAGCCCCAAGCGCCCAGGCUGCCGCAGAGGGUGCAGAACUUUCCCUUUGCCAGAUGAUUCCUUCACUCUUGUAGGCCAGGAUCACUAAUCCAUUCACCCCAAGGUGCUCUUGCACUAUGCUUGGUGUAGGUGACACCCCCCCACAAAUAAGGGACUGCGGUGCCACUGGCUAGAGAUAUGCGUAACACAGACAGGUGCUGAGGAAGUUGUGUAGCCAGAGUUAAGCCAGUUCACCUUAAUCCUGACCUGAAACACUCCCCCUCCCUCCCCCCCGCCCCAUGUACUAUUUGUGUCACGAGCCACUGCGCUCCUUAGACUAAUGCAUCUCAAUCCUAUCUUGAAAUACCACCUGCUCCACACUCUUGGCUUCCUCCUAUGCUGGCUCUGCAUUCGUGAGAGAGACCGAGAGAAAUGGCCACAGGGGUCAGACUCACCAAUUGGCAUCUGGCUUCUGAAGUUCAGAGCUCGCAGGGGAGGAGUCGCUGUAUUAACUGAGAACAGCUGUUACAUCCAGCCUCCCUGCAGCCCAGAGCACGCUUGGGCACAGAGGUGGGUGGGAAAGGACAUGGACCCUUGGUCUGACCACAGACCUUUCUGCUGGAUCAUCUAAUUCUGUGCCACCUUGGCCUGUCAUGUGGUUGAGGCUGUCCCCAGCCUUCUCCUGCGUAUGGGUGUGGGGGAGGAGGGUAUUAGUGCUGGCAGGGUUCUGUGUCAGCCUGUGCUGUGUUUCACCUGCUGGGGACAUGCUCGGGCCAACGGGUCAUCUCUCUGAAAGUCUGUCAGGCAGAUUUGCUGCUAUCCUCAUGCUUUAACGUUAGAAGUGGGAGGAGGUGGGGAGCUUUGCCCGUCUCCCCCCUCCACAUAUUAUAGUGUUUAUGAAACUGGAACUCUUCCUUUUGGCACCCUGGGUGGGGCCAGCCUUAGAGCCAAAUUCCCCUUGUACAAUAAAAAGCCAUAGAACAUACCAGGAAGUCUUGUGCUGCUCCAUUACCCCACUCUGUUCCCACCUGCUUCAGCAUGCACGUAUGGGCGCCUCCAUUAGGGUUCCCGGCCACGCAUUUGGGUGCUGUGUUUCGGUCUCGCAAUCCCAGCACCCAGAUGCACCUGGGUGCUUGUUCAGUACUGGGAAUAUCCCCGCCCACAUCCUUGUAUAGUGAGCACCAUCAGCCCGGAGCAUCUGAUCUCUGCCCCCUGGUGUUAGCGCACCUCACCGGCCUGCAGAUGCUUGUCACUUUGUUCAACCUUUCUAUGAAACCCAUUGUACUGGAGUCACUGUUGAGCUGAGGAAAGGGAAUCCUAAUGCAAAUCAUGGCACUGCAAGAGUUGCUUAACUUAUCCCCAGUCAUUCGCCAGCUCUUUGUGGCUUCCCAUCCUGUCCUUUGGUUUGUGCAUUGUUUUGAGUGAGGUCUGCAGGGCAGGGACUGUCUAGCACUGUGCAAAUGACCUUUGGGCUGGUGGGAUCCAGAAGCUGGCUGCCCAGUGGGUGAAGGAGCAUUUCUUUUUGAUUGUUCUGAACAUAGCUCCUGGUACCAUCCAAGUAACCCUAGGUACCCGUAGGCUUUCUUCAAAGGGUGCAUCCAACUAGUUACAAGUUAGGACCAAGCUUUUCAAAAGUGACCAGGGAUUUUGUUUAGCCAGGGAUUUUGUUUUGAGAGGCCUCGAAAGGGCCUGACUGUCACAGGCUGAAAAUCCCGCCCCUUUCAAGGUAUGUCCAGUUUAGCAUCUGAAAUCACUGGUCACCUUAGCAGGUCCCUUAGGGCAAGGUUUGCAGGGUUUGCUCUAAGGCCUUGUCUGUGCUGUGGUUUUGUGCUCCAUCGCCAGCUGGAAAGCCAAUGUAGAUUGUCUGCCUGUGCUUCUGCCACUGUGGCAUCUAACCCAGGUCAGAUAGCUGUAAAAAUGCUAGCGGCCGAUCUGUACUUACACCACCACUGGUGGGGCUCCUACAGCAACGAUGGGUGACAGCCAGCCUGCCCCCCUGUGGACAAGAGCUAGGUUUUUAUCAUCUCGGCCCCCCCCCCCCUUUUUUUGUUUGUUUCUUUUUGCAUCCCAAAACUGGGGAGGAGGAGGGGAGAGACUGGUGCCUGGAAAUGGGGACUGCCCUGGAAUAUGGGGUGGGGGGGGGAGCAACCUAUGAUCACUCUCCCCAUCCCCUACUUGGUGCUUGAGAACAUCUCCUGCCCUGAGCCUCUCUGCUUCUUCCAGUGCAGCCUGGACUUGCUUUUGGGAGUGGUGAGGCUCCUGUGGCUCUCCCUUCCCUGGGCUUGUGCUUUCCUGAUGGAUCUGACCUAAGCCUGCCAGGAUGUUUCUAAAGCCCAGAGUGGGAUAGAUGAGUUCUUUGCUCCUUUCCGAAAUGUGCCUUUUAAAAAAAUCUGGACUCCUGAGCUACAAAACAUUGGCUCUGAGAUCACCUGUGGAUUCCUCCCUGAUUUUCACUAGGUUACCUUCCUUUUGCCAUCUACAGGCUGGAGCUGGGGGACCAGCUUGCUGGGCUGCUGGAUUUUGGAUGGGGCUUGGAAUGUAUCUGAGCCUCCCAGGACUGUGCCCAUGAGGAGCUAUGCUAGCCCACUCAGAGCUACUAAUGGGCAUCCCUCAACCCGCUGGAGUGGCUUGCUGCAUGCCUGGUCCUUGAUGAGCUGGUGUCUGUGGAUGGAAAAUAGCCACUCAAAGGAAUUCUGACAUCACAUGAUGGGGUCACACAUGCCCUUUCAUGUUGCCUGGCAUUAUGGGUCUUUGUGUGUCACUGGAGAGAACAGAUUCCUUUGGGAAGGGAGAGGGGUGCUGCAUCAUUAUCUAUCUCAGCCAGUCUGCUGUAAGGGGCAGAGCUGCUUGCCCCAGCCCAGACCUUUACCUCAGUGUGUUGCCCCCAGGCUGAGGUCUGUGGAACGCUCUGCUCCAGGAUGGGAGGAGGAGAAACAUUUUUCUGUAGUUGUCACAAGAGGUUGGUUUGGUUUCAUUUUCUUCACUUUCAAAGUGGUGGUUGGUUUGUGCUCUGUUCCUGGUGCCAGGCUGCUGCGACAGAAGGAACUGGGGUCUCUGAACGCGGUGGCUGCUUGUGUUAAUGGAAUAAAUUAUUUUUGCUAAUAAAUGUUCUGCUGCGUUGGA
Chelonia mydas (Green sea turtle) is the source of this 6832-nucleotide messenger RNA. It is a transcript of the gene QSOX1, whose product is annotated as quiescin sulfhydryl oxidase 1. The coding region runs from base 101 to 2401 and encodes 766 amino acids. Gene Ontology annotation, biological process: protein folding. Gene Ontology annotation, cellular component: Golgi membrane. The record is from RefSeq and is a predicted model, not a curated record. The transcript has 13 exons. Gene Ontology annotation, molecular function: protein disulfide isomerase activity; flavin-dependent sulfhydryl oxidase activity. NCBI's taxonomy places the organism in Eukaryota, Metazoa, Chordata, Testudines, Cheloniidae.